AUGUCGAAGGUUUCGCGUGAAUCGCUCAACGAUGCGGUUGCUGAGGUCCUUAAGGGAUCGGCUGAAAAGCCAAGAAAAUUCAGAGAGACAAUCGAGCUCCAAAUUGGUCUUAAGAACUACGACCCACAAAAGGACAAGCGUUUCUCAGGAUCUAUCAGGUAGCUACGACCUGUUUUAACAGGGAGCCUUUCUUUUUGAUUGGCGGACCCCCACCCAGGGUUUCCAAAUUGGGUAGGCUUUAUAGCCGAAAUUGUAUCGUAUUAGAUAAGCAAUUUUUGUUUGUCGGUAUGGUUUGACCUGAAUUCUGUAUUUAUUCUGAUCGUUCAAACUCUUGUUUUGCAGACUCAAGCACAUCCCACGUCCAGGAAUGAAGGUUUGCGUUUUCGGAGACCAACAUCACAUCGAUGAGGCCGCCGCCACCAACAUCCCAUCAAUGAGCGCUGAUGACUUGAAGAAACUCAACAAGAACAAGAAGCUCAUCAAGAAACUCGCCAAGAGCUACGAUGCCUUCAUUGCUUCCGAAUCACUCAUCAAGCAAAUUCCACGUAUCCUGGGUCCAGGAUUGAACAAAGCCGGAAAAUUCCCUUCCGUCGUCACCCACUCCGAAUCCCUUGCCGCCAAGUCUGAAGAGAUCCGUGCCACCGUCAAAUUCCAAAUGAAGAAGGUUCUCUGUCUCUCAGUCGCCGUCGGACACGUUGGACUCACCCAAGAAGAGCUCGUCGCCAACAUCGCUCUCUCAAUCAACUUCCUCGUCUCGCUUUUGAAGAAGAACUGGCAAAACGUCAGAUCUUUGAACAUCAAAUCGACCAUGGGAAAAGCACAAAGAGUCUAUUAA
This is a messenger RNA of Caenorhabditis angaria, 835 nucleotides long. The record is from the annotation of a GenBank genome assembly. Lineage: Eukaryota; Metazoa; Nematoda; Chromadorea; Rhabditida; Rhabditidae.